AUGUCACAAAACAUCAACGCCCCUAUUCCAUUGAGGAAUAAGGCUCUGUUGAAUAUAGCGACGGAUCAAUCAAAACCAAUUAGACCAGCAUCAAGUUUAGAUUCAUCAAGUCAAGCUAAGAAGGCUAGAUUGGAAACUAAGAGAUUAACCCCAGAUCCUUUUGGUGUGAAGCAAAAACAAGAUGGGAACAUACCAGAUUCAGAAGAUGAACUGUUAAAGAAGCGUUUAAAGCAUUAUGGUUUAGAUUAUCCUGAUAAUUAUGAAGAUUAUUUAAAGGAAUCUUUGAAUAAAGACUCCAAGUUUUAUGCGAGGGAUGAGGCUAGAAAAUUGGAUUUGAAAAAGUUAUUACCUUAUAAUACAGAAUCUCACAAAGAUCAAGCAAAAUAUUUGACUCAAAUUUUGGUUCAUUUAUACAUUGCAAUCAAAUCAUCAGAUCUUGAAGGAUUGGUUAGUAUUUCCACAAAGGACUUGGCUGCUGUUAAAAAUGAUAUUGAACUUGCAUUAGAUACAGAUUUUUAUAACACAGAUUUAUCAUUUGAUUAUGAAAAUGACGAGGAGAAUGAUGACGCUGAUCAGGAUGAUGAAAAUAGUAAGUCAUCUGGUGUCAUUGGGAAAAUAUUACCUAGAUCAGCCACUAUCAUCAGUGUUAAUCAUUGGACCAAUGAAUUGAAAACUUGCUUGAAGGCAAAAUUUGAUAUUCCAUUGAAAUUAAGAGCAUCUUUAGCAAAAGUAUAUUAUUAUUUAUCAUUGGCUAAAGGUCAAUCAAUCAACUCACAAUUGUUUAUUGAUGUCUUUGUCAAAUUGACUUACAAGUAUAGGGAUCAAUUAGUUGAGAAUAAUCUGUUGGUAUUGAAUCAUAAACCAUUAUUAGAAUUAAUCGUGGAUUUCUUCCCAGAUGUUGAUCCUACUUAUGACAUUUAUAAUCCAACGACUAAUGAAUCUGAUAAAAAGGUUUUCAAUAAUACAAUGAGGUUAGCAUUAAACUCCAACUAUUUCUUUGAGCCAAAAUCAAUGCGUGAGAUUUAUGAAUUUACAUUAUCAAGGUUUUCAAUCCCUACUGCAUUUUUGAGUUUAACAGUUUUAUGUAACACUCUACCUGUUUUUAUCACUAAAGAUGAUUCAAUCUUGAAUUAUGUGUCAUCAUUGUUCUACUUUUGGUCAAACAACACAUCCAUCAAAGCUUUAGAUGUUAAUAUCAUUGAUUUGUUAGGUCGUAUCUCACGUACAGUAUAUUCACACGUUUCUUCGGGUACAAUUGAUAUUACACUUGGUGAUUACGGUAUCUAUACUGAAGGUCAAAUUGAUUUCAUGCUUAACAAAAUUCAAAACAAUUUAAGAAAUGAUUUUAAGGUAUCUACAUUUUAUGGACUGGCAAGAAUCUUGGUUUAUUCAAUCAAUAAUCAAUCUUUCCAAAAUUUUUAUAAAAAAUUAGAUAUUUUGUUGAAAUCAAUUGAAACAUUUGCACAUCCUUCAAAUACUGGAUCUUGGUCAGUGCUGAUUGCCAGAUUUUGUCAUAGAUUUAUCAAGCAAUAUCAUAAAAGACACAUGUUGGAAAAAACCUCUGAAAACCAGCUACCAGAAGGGUUGAAGCUUACAACUGAGACUAACGCCAAAAUAAUUGAUCUUUUCAGAGAGGUUGUUCUAUUAGGGUCACAAGCUAAAAGAGACUCGAUUUGUAAUUAUUACAUUGCAUCUUUAGGAUAUUUAACAGAUUUGGAAGCCAAAAACAAAUUUAUUUUGGUCAAUCAAGUGUUGGUUGAUUUAUAUGAUGCCUUAACUGAUCAAUUUAUUAAUUCAAGUCAUAGAAUUAUCGUUUCAUUAAAACAAUUCACUGAAGUUUCUAGAUUUAUGAUACAUGACAAAGUUUAUAGAGUUCAUAUGACAAAUUUGCUUUCUCUAUUGUUAACUAAGAUUGGUAAUAAUGACUUGGACCUAACAAAUAAUGUGUUUAAUACCUUGGUCACAGUUGGUUCUCUGAUUCCAUUCAAAGAUUUAUCUACAGAAGAUGAUUAUGUUUCGUUUGAAUCAACAACUAUUGGUUUUAUUCAAGACCACCUAUUUUUCUUGAAAGAAAACCCAUUAGAUGAGUUUGUUGUUGACGAAACCACCAUUCAUAAUGCAUAUAUUGCAUCAAGUAAGGCAUUCCCAGAUAUUACUAAAGGAUUUGUUGAUAAAUUAUUCUUUUUGUUGGAAGCAGAUUUGAACGAAAGAUUGGUUUUCAAGGUUACACAAUCAUUGUUGAUUUUAUCUCAAUCCUUUUCCCCAGAAAUCUUUAAUUUAUUUGCAAAUAUUUUACAAGAAAAGUUCCAUCAGGGUGAUUUCUACGACAUGAAUGAUAAUGAAGCUUUGUUAUCUAAUAUUUAUGGUACAUUAGUUAAGUAUGAUAACUCACGUUUUGAUUACUAUUUUAACCUUUUAGCUGAUCUUAUUGAGGAAGAAAUUGAGCAAGGUGCUGGUUCUGUCAGAAACAACACCAGUAGCAUUCGUAGUGGUGAUAAGAAAUUAGUUGUCUAUCUUGCAUUGAUUGCUGAAAUUUUGAGUGUUUCAAAUAAUAAAGUAUUGGAUCAUAAAGAAAAAUUCAUGAAUUUAGCACAAUUACUUUAUGAAAAAAUUAGAAAUCCAUCUCUUCAUGGAUUAGCUUCCAACAUCAUCCAUAAAACCUUAUCAAAUCUUACAGGGUUAAGGCUAGUUGAAAGCAGUUUAUUUAGAAAAGAACAAAAUAUUAAUUAUGAAGAAUAUUGGGGCGGCAAACAAUUUGAUGAUGAUAGGUUCAAUUCUGAGAAUUUGAAGUUUGACUGGUAUGUACCAGGUAAUGCAGAGGUGUCGUUUGCUGUGGAGUUAUUUGAAACAAUCACGGUUGAAACUUUGUCAAAGUUGGAAGAACUUACCACAAAUUCCACAAUAUCUGGUCUUGAAUUUUCUGAUGAGUUUACAAAACAUCUUUUGUAUAUCAGCAGCUCACUUUCAGGUAAUAGUAUUUUGUUUGAUCCUGAUUACAACAAUGACCAUAGUGACAAAAAUGAAACUUUCAAUGCAACUACCUUACAAAGAAAAUUACUGAUUCUGAAAUCAUUGAGAGCUUCGAGAAGCGAUGAAAGAGAAUUUAAUAUUGAUAUUGAGGAAAUUACUAAACAUCAUGAAGGUGAUGAUCAAGUAUCAGAUCGCCCACUAAAUGAGAGUUAUAGAAGUGAUAUUAAAGAAGACUUCAAGGACUUUAAUGGUGUUGUUAAUGGGGUUGCUUACGAUGUUGAAGGUAUAAAUAUUGAAGAUGAAGUUCCAAGCUCUAGAUUGCUGACUCCUAUGGCUCAGCAUGAUAGUGAUCUCACUUCAAUCAUGAAUUCAUCUGUUGCUUUUAGAGAGCUUAGAAUUUACAAUUGUAACUACUUUUUUGGUUCAAAUUCUUUAGAAAAGAAAUCGUAUACUAAUUACGGACAUAUUCAUCAAUUGAGAGCAUUGGUUGGGCAUGGUUUACAUAAAGCGUAUGAAUAUUUGACAAAAAGUGAGGCUGAUAAUGUCCAUCUUUUCCAAGCGUUAUUACAUACUUUGGAAACAUAUUUCUGUGAUGUUGGUAAAGUUUCAACCAUUGAUUUUGAGGAUGAAUUAUUUAUUGAUUAUACUUUCUUGAAAAGAGUCCAGUCUAUUGGUAAUUACUCUAAACCUUUCACAAGAUCAUGCCUUGGUGCAAGAAUUGAAAAAUAUCACCGUCAAAGGGUUAUUCUACAUUCAACGAACAGAUUUCAAACUAAAUUAGAUAAAAUUCUUUUAAGGGAUAUUGUUGAAUUAGCAACGUCUGCUUAUGCUAAUAUUUAUCAACCGGGCCAAAUGACAAUGAUUGAGACAAUGAAAAAAUUAAUCGGUUCUUAUAAUUUAAUUUUAUCAUUAGUGUUUGAAAAUAUUGAAUCUGCAAUUGCUGAUAAAGAUUUUAAGAGGGUUGAGGCUGGUCUAAGAAUCUUCAGACUGAAAAAGAUCCACAACAAACUAUUAUCAGAUUACGUCAAUAUAGGUAAAGUUACCGAUAUUUUAUCUCGUUGUUUGCUCAUUGACAAUCUUGAAGUCAACUUUUUAGCUCAAAAAGGAUUUAAUGAUUUUUCCACAGCUAUCAAAAUCCCAUCGGCUAUUGCAUUAUUUGAGUCUGAUGAAAUUGAUAAGGCUAUUAGACCACCUGAUAAGUGCAUUGACUUGGAAAUUCAAACAGUUAAGGCAGCUAAAGAUGCCAAAAGAAGUUUUUAUAUGAAUAAGAUUGAUGACCUACAAGAAUAUUUAAUCAAAGCUGAAUCUGAAAAUGAGCAUUGGAAGUUAUCACUUCUCUAUCUAAAGUUUUUAACAAAUAUUCAAAAUUAUUAUGAGGUACCAGCUAAGAAAAAGGUGUUGGAAUUGUUAAUUCAAAAGUCACAGUAUCAUCAUCCAGCUUUGGUGCGUCUUUGUAUUAGGGCAUCUACUAAAAUAUUUGACAAGAUUGUGAGAUUUGCAAUUUUCCGUUAUGACUUGCUGAAUUCUUUCAACAACAAAUAUGGAAGGGAAGGUAUGGUCCAAAUAGAUACUAGACAUGGGUUCUCAGACAAGUUCAAGGCAGAAAUGAAUAACUUUGAGUCACCAAAUUACUAUAUUGAUGGUAGAGCAUUUAAGGGGUGGUUAUUCUGGAGCGAUCAUAUACAAGCAAUCGAUCCUAACAAAGCUGCAGUUGAUGUCAAAUUUAAUGACGAAGAUAUCGAAAGCUUAAAACUUUUCGGAUCUCUUAUAACAAAGGAUUGGGUCAGUUCCGUCAUUAAAACUUUAAUGCAAGACAAUGAAACUAAAGGUAUUUUCCAAAGUAUUGAUGUUUUUUUGUUUUCUACCAUUGUUCAUUUGAUUUCUUUGAAGUUCACAAAAAUAUCAUAUCAAGAGUUAUUACAUUUGAUUGUUGAACACUACGACAAAGACGAAAAGGCAUCUGUUAUCGUUGUUGCUGAAAUUGUGUGUGGUCUUCUAGUGGCAACAAAUCAUACCACCCAUGAAGAUGUUCAAGCUAGAGACAGUUUCUUAAGUCCAUUUUUAGAUUUGGUUUUAACUAAUGAUCUUGCACCAGAUACUUCUGGUGUUUGGAAUAUUGUUUUUUGGUGGAUACCUUCGAGAAUUGAUGUUAGGAGGAUACCAAUACUCGCUGAAAAGGUUGAGCGUCUUGAAACUGUCAUUGAUGUUAAUUCUGACUUGGCAUUCAUUCAAUCUGCUAGAAUUAAUUUUACAAAGUCAUAUCUUGCAAGUUUAGGUUGGAGAUUCAACGGUGCUGAGAGUAUUUUUGAUAAGCUACUUUUUGAGCAUCCUUAUCAACUAGUUAGAGAUCAAGUUGGUGGUCUGGUUGCAACAUUAGCAUUUACCAUUUUCAGAGAAUCUUACGAUAAUUUGGAUGGAUUUUUACAAGCUCAACAAUCUAAUGAACUGGGUGUUCUUACUUAUGAAACUCCACAAACAUUCGAUAACAGAAUCAAGAAAUUAUUUGAUCAUGCUGAAGAAUUGAGGAAAGAAACAACCGAGUUGACAACACAAGAAGCUUUGAAGUCUAAUUAUUUUUACAUUUCUUCCACUAUUUUAAGAUGGCUAGAAGAUGCUUUAAGUGGUGUGUUCUCCGUUGCAUUAUCACCUUUUGUUAAGAGUCAUAUAACUCCAUUUUUGUCAAAGCUAGAAAGUAACAGAGAAUUGUGUAAACUUGCAGGCAUCAACCCUGGUUAUGUAUAUCAUAAUCUUGCUGAUAUAUCAUAUAGACCAGAAAUUCUACCUGCAAUUAUAGAUGUCACAGAAAGAGAUAAUUCUACAAUUCACCAAGUAUUGUUACAGUUAUCAUUCAUUGAAACUUUUUUUUCUCGUCAAUUAUUGCAAUUGACAGAUUCUCAGAAACAUCAAUUAUUAUCUCGUGUCGAUAAGAUGUUAUUCCAUAGUAAUGUUGAGGUUAGACACAAGGCUGCUAAUGUUCUUUCAGGAUUUAUUCACAGCUCAUUGGGAUUUGAUGGUGUUAAGGAAUUUACAGAUAAAUAUUCAAAAGUUUUGACCAAAAGAAGAGCAAAAAACAAGAAGUUUACAAAUGAAGAAACCAUCAAACUACACGGUAGUGCUAUUGGUUUAGGUGCUUUGAUUUCAGCAUAUCCUUAUGUUUCACCACCGCCAAAGUGGCUUCCAGAGCAAAUUUCAAUUUUAUCUAAAGCUGUUUCACAUCCUGGAAUCAUUGGUAAAUCUGCAAAGGAUAUUUUGAGUACAUUCAAAAAAAUAAGAUCUGAUACAUGGCAUAUAGAUAGAUUAUCUUUCACAGAAGAUCAAUUAGAAGAUUUAGAAGGUGUCUUGUGGAGAAGUUAUUUUGCCUAA
Hansenula ciferrii is the source of this 6333-nucleotide messenger RNA. It is a transcript of the gene BLM10, whose product is annotated as proteasome activator BLM10. Gene Ontology annotation, biological process: proteasomal ubiquitin-independent protein catabolic process. Gene Ontology annotation, molecular function: peptidase activator activity; proteasome binding. NCBI's taxonomy places the organism in Eukaryota, Fungi, Ascomycota, Saccharomycetes, Phaffomycetales, Wickerhamomycetaceae. Gene Ontology annotation, cellular component: cytosol; nucleus. The record is from RefSeq and is a predicted model, not a curated record. The coding region runs from base 1 to 6333 and encodes 2110 amino acids. The transcript has a single exon.